Cucumis sativus (cucumber) is the source of this 753-nucleotide messenger RNA. RefSeq names its product glutaredoxin-C4. Gene Ontology annotation, molecular function: glutathione disulfide oxidoreductase activity. Gene Ontology annotation, biological process: cellular response to oxidative stress. The transcript has 4 exons. Gene Ontology annotation, cellular component: cytoplasm. Lineage: Eukaryota; Viridiplantae; Streptophyta; Magnoliopsida; Cucurbitales; Cucurbitaceae. The record is from RefSeq and is a predicted model, not a curated record. The coding region runs from base 140 to 553 and encodes 137 amino acids.
AAUAAAGUUGAAGUUCGAAUAUUCAUAAAUAUACAAAGGAGGGAUAUUCAGUAAAAAAAAUACAUUUACGAAGCGAUUAAUUGCCGAACGCGUAAACCUGACCGGAAAGAGGUUAGUUUGCUGUCCGGAAUUUGGAUCAAUGGCGGCGACGGUGAGUAUGAGGAAGAUUUUGACGGCAUCAGCAGCUAUGGUCUGCGCCGUAGCCAUAGCGUCUCUAUGCGGGGCCUCAUCUUCCCCAGAAUCAUUCAUCAAGAACACCAUCGCCUCUCAUCAGAUCGUCAUCUUCUCCAAGUCUUAUUGCCCGUAUUGUAGAAGGGCAAAAGCUGUUUUCAAGGAAUUGCACAAAGUUCCUCAUGUUGUUGAGCUGGAUCAAAGAGAUGAUGGCAGUUCCCUUCAAAAUGCUCUUAGCGUACUCUUCGGAAGGCGGACUGUACCUCAAGUGUUCAUAGAUGGAAAACACAUCGGUGGAUCAGAUGAUACUCUCGAAGCAUAUGAGAGUGGGGAGUUGAGGAAACUUCUAGGCAUCAAGGAAGACCACAAAGCUGAUCUUUGAACUCAAAUUUUCAAAUUGUAAGCAGAUAUCUUUACACCAACGGAGUAUGUUUUGCUUGGAUUAGUUGUUCAAUUGUAACUCUUAAUAGUGGAGGAUAAAUUGUCUCUGAUAUAGGGAUAUCAAAUCAGUGAUAACUAUGCUGUUAAUGUAAGGAAAUUUUCGAACACUAGUCAAUAGAUUGAACCAUUCUUGCCCCUCUA